This is a messenger RNA of Monoraphidium neglectum, 414 nucleotides long. RefSeq lists its product as hypothetical. The coding region runs from base 1 to 414 and encodes 137 amino acids. Lineage: Eukaryota; Viridiplantae; Chlorophyta; Chlorophyceae; Sphaeropleales; Selenastraceae. The transcript has 2 exons. The record is from RefSeq and is a predicted model, not a curated record.
AUGGGCCAGCGUUAUGGGCGAGCGCUGGCUGCAUUCAUGGGCAGCGCUGGCACUGGCGGCUGCAAGACCGCCCCCGAUGCCGUACCCAACCGCAUGCGAUGCGCACGCCAGGCGGUCCAAGCGCAGCUGCAACGCUGCGAGCUGCUGGUGCGUAUAGGUCAGUACGACAACGCGCGGAUGCAGCUGCGAGAGGGCGCGUUCAAGACGCUGCGGCUCGACCUGGGGUACGGCCAGGAGAUGUACCGCCUGGUGUCGCAGCAGAUGGCGCGAGACGUGGUGGAGGGCGUGGAGCGGCUGGACGGCGCCCUCAAGCGGCGCGAGCCGGCAGAGGUGGUCCAGCCCAUGAUCCAGCGGCUGCAGCAGGGCGUGAAGGACGUCUCCGUCGCCGUGGAGCGCAUCGGGGACGUGCGCUGA